Sycon ciliatum is the source of this 1323-nucleotide messenger RNA. RefSeq lists its product as uncharacterized. The record is from RefSeq and is a predicted model, not a curated record. Gene Ontology annotation, biological process: DNA integration. Lineage: Eukaryota; Metazoa; Porifera; Calcarea; Leucosolenida; Sycettidae. The coding region runs from base 1 to 1323 and encodes 440 amino acids. The transcript has a single exon. Gene Ontology annotation, molecular function: nucleic acid binding.
AUGGUGUCGUACGUCACUGAGACUCUGCCUGCCACUGCGCAACGCCUGGAUGAGGUUUCAGCAUGGCAAAGCGACGACGAUAGCUGUGCUCGCAUCAUCGAGUAUCUGCAGCACGGCUGGCCUGCUCCUAGCGAUGCUCCUCCCGUAGUGCAGUUUCUUAUAGAGCACAGCGCACAUUUCAGCCUCACGGACGACGGCUUGAUUCUGUACGAUCAGCGUCUCUACAUACCUCCCGCUCACCAGCAAGAAAUCCUGGCUCGCCUUCACCAGGGUCAUCAAGGCAUCACCAAGUGCCGACGCCUGGCCCGCACUUCUGUAUGGUGGCCAUCGCUCUCGUCGGACAUAGCUACUCUUGUCCAAACAUGUGAAGAAUGCAGUCGACACCGCUCUCAGCCACCCGAGCCUCUUCUCUCAACUCCACUCCCAGAGUUUCCUUGGCAACAUCUGGCCGCAGACUUCUUCACCAUCGACGGUCGCAACCACCUCCUCGUCAUCGACUACUACUCUCGGUUCAUCGAGGUCCUCGACAUGCCCUCGCUCUCCACAGCUCGUACAGUCAGCCAUUUCAAGUCACUGUUCGCUCGCCAUGGCAUCCCUGACUCUCUAACGACCGACAACGGACCGCAAUUCACCAGUGCUGAAUUUGCCCAGUUUGCAUCCACCUAUGGCUUCCGCCACGUCACCAGUAGCCCUCUCUAUCCGCAAGCCAAUGGCAUGGCCGAGCGUGCUGUUCGCACGGUCAAAAGUCUGUUCCGUCAGGGCACUGAUUGGCACCUCGCACUACUCGCGUACCGCAACACUCCCUUGGAGAAUGGUAAGAGUCCAGCCCAGCUUCUGAUGAACCGCCAGCUGCAGUCACUCUUACCUCUCUCUCCAACACAGCGACAGUCGCAUCCAGUCGAUCAGAGCGACCUGCGUGCCGCGGAUCAGCGCUUAAAGGAUCGCCAAAGCACCAACCAUGCCAGUCGCCAUGCAGCCCGGACACUGCCGUCUCUGUGUCCCCAACAGCCUGUGUAUCUACCUGAUCGUGAAGAGUCUGGCCACGUGAUGAGCCAACCAGCCUUGCGCUCCUACAUCGUAGCAACCCCAUCGGGCCAGUUCAGACGCAACCGGCGGCAUAUUGUCCCAAUGCCAACGCCGCAACAGUUGCCGCCUGCUGGUCACUCUGCCGCUACUACCGAUCCUGAUCCCCCAGCCAGUCAACCUUCUACUCCGCCGUGUCCUGCAGUUCCCAACUUGCCAUCGACCCCUCCAGCUCAAGACCAGCCUGAUAAGUAUGUCACGGCUCGCGGCCGUGUCGUUCACGCUCCCGAUCGCUUCUAA